AUGACGCGGUCCGAUUUCUUCGAGCGCGGCUCGAUCUCGCUGAUUGCUGCCGAGUCGGAUUCCCAGCCGUUCGAUCAGCAACGGACGGCCCUACUUGCUCCUCCGUUUGUGCCGUGGCCCCUCGUCCCCGCGAUGGUGAUUGCCGGUGCUCCUGAGCCGACGCCAGAGCUCGCUGCCUCCUGGUCGGCAAUGGUCGCCAGGCAUCAGUAUGAGCCCGAAAGGGAGACCACGGCGACGAAGCCCCCUCUGCCUCCGGCUCCGAAGCCCUCGACAACAUCCUCUGAAAAGCUUCCUCCCCCCGGACCCGCGGCUCUCCUUGUCGCGGACGCGCCUGGUUCACCUGCGACUGUAGUCGCUCAGACUCUUGCAACUGCUGCUGCUGUUCCAUCUGCCCCGACUGUGCUGGCUGAACCCCAGGCGUCCCCCGCAGCACCGCCGGAGUCUGUCGCCGACCCCUCGGCUCCCUUGCCUGCGGGACAUGUCACCGCGCCUGAGUUGCCGACUCCUGCCUCUGUCUCGUCCCCGCAGGCGGCGUCCGCCACCACUGGCGGCCCGGCCCCGUUGGUUGGGCCCCCGGUUGGGGGUCCGGCUGCACCUGUUGUGCCACCGACUGCUCCUGUGGCGCAGCAGUCUCGCCCGCCGUCACCCAGCCGGCGCCCAUCUCGCCCUCAUUCUCCCGCUCCCCAGCAGGAUCGUCAAUCCUCUCGGCGCCGGCGCAAUUCUCCCCGUCGCCCGCAUCAGCAGGCCCAGUGGCACGCGAACCACGGCGGCCGCGGUGGCUGGUGGGGUCCCCGCGGUCGCGGAGGUGGUGGGGCGUACGAUCCGCCCGUGAGGAUGGCGGAUCUGCAGCGGGCGGUGUCAACUGCGGUGCGCGAGGAGAGGGCCGCCCUGACCCAAGGCAGCUCUCACGCUGUCGUGGCACGUGCUGCUCCUCGACAGGCUGAGCUUUCUGUGGGCCCGCCGCCGGCUGCACCUGUCCCUCAUCAGAGUCCGGCCCCGUCGGCUCUCGCUGUUGCUGCCUCUGCUCCUGUUCCUGGGUCUCGGCUUCGUCUCCCGCCCGUUCCGCCUGUGGCGGGAGUUGAAUUUGUGGCUGCGGGAGUGGGAGCGCAGUAUCCUCAUCCCGGAGUUGGCGGUUCAGCAGCUCCUUCCCUCGAGGAGCCGUUUCAGUUUCUGGCCCAGGCAUUACAGCCUCCACAAUCGCGCGUUCCAGAGGCGACUCUCGCCCAGCUCUUCCGCCUCGCGGAGAGCUUCCAUGCUCUGCAGGUUCUCGCGCAUUCGUCCCUUCCUGCAAUUCCCCCUGAGACAUUCCAGGAUCGCCACCGUGAGUCGUGCCUGGACGCAGCCGACCAGCUCGCAGUGUUGCUGGCGCCCGUGCUGGCAGCGCCCGUAGAGGGUGGAGUUGUGGCUGCUGGGCAGCUCGAUGAGGCUGUACGCAGCCUGAGGCGCCAUUUGCGUGCAGGUUCUGGAGCCGCCGCGAUCGGCGCAAGCACGCUUGUGGUCCGGGAGCUGUGGCGCUCCCUGACGGGCGUUCUUCACGCCCUUGGAGCUCACCGCAUGUAA
Closterium sp. Naga37s-1 is the source of this 1560-nucleotide messenger RNA. The record is from the annotation of a GenBank genome assembly. NCBI's taxonomy places the organism in Eukaryota, Viridiplantae, Streptophyta, Zygnematophyceae, Desmidiales, Closteriaceae.